Molecule: messenger RNA, 3594 nt
Organism: Xenia sp. Carnegie-2017
Lineage: Eukaryota; Metazoa; Cnidaria; Anthozoa; Malacalcyonacea; Xeniidae
Exons: 6
Coding region: 220-1356 (378 amino acids)
Cellular component (GO): membrane
Molecular function (GO): wide pore channel activity
Source: RefSeq, a predicted model, not a curated record
UAUUCGUAUGCUUUCUUGUUCUCGUUUAAAUUUUGCUGAAUGGUUAUAUACCUGUUCAUUUUUCAUUUUCCUUUUUGUGUCAACAACAAGGCAAAAUUUUUACAAGUUUUCCUGAUUAUGGAGCUUCGUGAUUUAAAGUCGUGAUUUUUUAAACGCAAACACCACAGUAUAAAUUGAUUUGAUGCGCCGUAAGCAUUUCAUUUCUUCCAUUUAAGCAGAAUGGAAAAAGUAGGGGUUUUUUGGUUACGUAUAAAUUUAAUCUCAUUACUUGUUCAAUCAAGCAGAGUUUCGUUCGAAAGACAAGCAAUAUGGCCAGCAGGCGAAUAUAGUCUACCAAAGCCGAUGACAGGAUGUCCAGAUGAUUCCUGGAAAGAAGGAUGGCUAAGACAAGAAAUGGAAAAUGAUGACAUAAAUGACAAAAUAAAUGUCAAAAGUAAGUUUUCAUCAAAUUUUCAUAUGAAUGCAAGUAUUUUUAAUGGAAUUAAAGGUGGACAAUAUGAGUUUAUUGACAGAGAAUUUUGUACAAAGAUCUUGGCAUUAGGAAAUAAAACUACGUGGAAAUAUUGGCCAAAAGGAAAGUAUUGUAUUUACCAAAAGAAUGAUUGUCCAUAUGACAUGGAUGAAGGCUGGAUUCAACUUGAUGAUGAAGAUAAUUUUGAUGGUGUAAAUAGAAAUAAGCAUAGAGGAAUUUUACCAAAGUUUUCACAGAGCAUCUCCAAUUUGGGAGCAACCAGACUAUUUUACUGCUGUCAAACAGAAGGGCAAUGGUACAACCCGGUUGAGUUGCCUACAGAAAAACCAUUUUAUUUGUUACCUUACAAAACGCCCAACUGUCAGCGCGUCUUGUGGACGGUCAGCUCUCUCGAAUACAUUGUAUAUGAUACUGAGAAUGAUGUGAAUGGAGAUAAGUUCUUUGGACAUCACGUAUACACAAAUAAAGUGAAAAGCUUACCAAAAAUAUUUUACUGUUAUUACGCAGGAUGUCGGUAUGAACUUCAUGGAAAUACUGGAUUGUUCAGUUCACCAUAUCUGAACAACUCUUUUUACGAUUUCCAUUCUUGUUCAUGGGCAAUAAAAGUUAAUUUAACUCUAAAAAUUUCUGUGGUAUUUAAGCAGUUAUUUUUUAUUAAGUGUCAACAUAAUUCUUUGGCAAUUUAUGCUGGACAGAGUGAAAACAGUUCGAUGCUGUUGGCUGUAUAUUGUGGCAGAAAUGCAACUUCUCGUGCUCAGAUAAAUUCCACAACGAAUGAAUUAUUCAUUGUCAUGAAACACAGACAAACUAACAGUUCAACGCCAAAAGGCUUUGGUUUUACGCCAAUUAUACAACUUUUGCAAAUACUGUCUCUCUUAGGAUAAAUUGGACGUACUCUAGCCCAAACUUUAUUGAACGAAAGCACACUUCUUCCAGUUCAUCUCACACUGCACAAUAUUUACAUUUAUAGAAAAGGCAAUCAACAACAAAAGAGUACAACGAUCGCUAUUUAUAAGUAUACUUCUGCCAAUAAUUGCGUUGGCGUUCAUUGUUGUUCUUGGUUUCGUCUUCUUUUAUUUUAAAAGGUACAAAAAUCCCAGUCUAUCACACUCAGCACAAGACCACUCUGGAUAUGACCAUAAUGAUGUUUCAAGCAUGGAGUUACCGCACAAUGAUGAUGACUUGCAGUAUAAAGUUGUUGUGCAAAAGAAAUCAAAUGAAUUGCCAAGUGACUUUGAAGAGUCGGAAUAUGUCAUUCCAAUUGAAGAUAAAAGACUUGACGUUACUAAUAAUACGACAGAAAUGGGUCAACAACGAUAUCAAAAAGUAUCAGUUCCAGUGUUGUCGCACAAUAAAGAGGGACAGCAUCAUUUACCUGAUGACUUGCAGUUUGAAAAUGUUGUGGAAUACACGGCAUUAUGUAAUCAUACAAGAAAUAAUGAGACUGAAAGCAAUAACUACCAAUCAUUAUUGAAAAAACGAAAUGAAAGAAGUUAUGAAAACUAUGACCAGAAGGACAAUUGCUCUAUCAGUCAACAAUACUACAGUAAAAAUUUGCAAAAGAAAUCCAAUGAAUUGUUGAGUGACUCGGAAGAGUCGGAAUAUGUCAUUCCAAUUGAAGAUAAAAGACUGGGCGUUACUGAUACGAUAGGAAUGGGUCAACAACGAAAUCAAAAAGUAUCAGUUCCAGAGUUGUCGCACAAUGAAAAGGGACAGCAUCAUUCACCUGAUGACUUGCAGUAUGAAGAUGUUGUGGAAUACACGCCAUUAUGUAAUCAAACAAGAAAUAAUGAGACUGAAAGCAAUAACUACCAAUCAUUAUUGAAAAAACGAAAUGAAAGAAGUUAUGAAAACUGUGACCAGAAGAACAAUUGCUCUAUCAGUCAACAAUACCACAGUUAAAAUUUGCAAAAGAAAUCCAAUAAAUUGCUGAGUGACUCGGAAGAGUCGGAAUAUGUCAUUCCAAUUGAAGAUAAAAGACUGGGCGUUACUGAUACGAUAGGAAUGGGUCGACAAAAAAGUCAAAAACUAUCACGGAAAGACAAUCGUUCUGUCAAUGAAGGGUUACACAGCAAAAAUUUGCUUAAGAAAUCAAAUGAUUUACCGAGUGCGUCUUAAUAUGUCAUUCCAAUUGAAGACAAAGACUUGCCAUUACUGAUACAAAGAAAUGAGGCAACAACAAAACAAAAAACUAUCAGUUUCAGAGUUGUCGCACAAUGAUGAAAGAAUGAUAGCGAGGGACUUACCUGGCGGAAAACGGUUUCUGUUAGCAAAACAAUUGCCCAACAUAAAACUCUAAUUAUAGCUAUUUUGUAAAGAAAUAAGUAUUUCUAUAUAAUUACAAUUUGAUGAGAGAGUGCAUCAUUUACCUGAUGAAUUUUAGUAAGUGUCACUGGUAUGAUACAUCAUUAACUUGUCACACUACUUACAAAUUGAAUUUAAUAUUUCUAAUAAAUUACAUUUAUCAACCAGUACACUUUAUAAAAAGAAACUAUUCCCCAAUACAAUUUAUUUUAAAUAAUCAAUCAGCAGGCUAUUACAAAUUAUACAAAAGUUUCAGGUCAAUUACAAAGACACCACAACAGAAUAGCACAGGACGUAAAGUUAUCUUUAUCUAUGUUACAUUGGUUUUAUGGGUUUUAUUGGAAUUCAUACUUUCGCAAACUAUUUCUACGUUAUUACAUCAUCGAAUGAAUUUAACAGGUGAAAGUAGAACUUCCCUGUUACUUCAAUAGUUGAGUUGUCGAAUACACGCCAUUUACAACAAGAAAUAAUGGAACAGAAAGCAAAUAAUAAAGCAUCAUACAGUACUAAUAGAAACAAACUCCAAGAAAUUGUGACAAUAUUGAUCAGAAUGACAAUUACACGGUAAAAAUUUGCCCAAGAAAUCAGAUGAUGUGAGUCGGAAUAUGUUAUUGCAAUCGUUGAUAAAUGAUGUGAAGUUGCUGAUAUAACAGGAAAGAGGCAAAACGAAAUCAAUGACUAUCAAUUUCAAAGAAAUUAUUAGGAGACCGUUAUUUGAUUUAUGGAAGGAGGACAAAUUUUCUGGACUGCACAAUAUUGAAAGGGAAAUUGACUUUGUAAUUAUAACUAGCCAAAUAAAAAGGUAAUUUCUUACGAAA